GUGCCCGGCACGGCCUGCGGCUGAGGGACAGCUCGGAGCAGCCUCCCUUCCCUCAGGGACAGUGUCCCCAGCUCCUGAGGGACGUUUCCUUGGGACAGUAGUGAGGGCUGGCCCGGGUUCCCCGCCUGGAUCACCUCCAGCCCGGAUCCCCGCCUGGAUCACCUCCAGCCUCUGCGUGGGCAGCGGGAGCCGGAGCUGCCGUCUGAGGGAAAGCGGUGGGAGAGGUCUCAGCGCCGGGGAUGUGAUCCAGGUCACACAAAGUCAGCCUUGCCACAGGACCCGAAGCUGUGGCUCAUUCCCAGGUUUCUCCAGGAGUUCUGUCCUUCAGCUUCUUCUCAAGCAUGCAGUGACCACUGGUGGCUUCCUGCCUCAGGGACCAGGAGAGAAUGCUCCAAUGGAGAGCUUCCAGAAAUGCAUUUUGCUUCCCCUCAUCCUGACUGCCUCGCUGCCAGGUCUGGGCUUUUGUUACUCCAUCACAAAAGGCCCUGAGAACGCCACAGUCCUGGCUGGCUCAGAGGCCAGGUUCAACUGCACGGUGUCUGCAGGAUGGAAAGUCCUCAUCUGGCUCUCCAAGGGCAGUCCUGUCCUCACUGUCCUCAACUCCCAGGGCUCGGUGGAAACCACAGAUCGCUUCACCUCCAGGAACUACAGCAGUGGGGAUGAGUUCACCUCGGAGCUGAUCAUCCACAACACCCAGCUGAGUGACUCUGGCAGGAUUGAGUGCAGCAUCCAGCAACCCAGCCAGAACAACUUUGCCUUUCUCUCUGUUCAAGUUAAUGGAUCUUUACUCAUCAAAAAUAGCACCUUAACAGUAAAAGACAACCAAACAAUUGAGAUUGUUUGCGAAGCCUUAGGAUGGGCUCCAGCUCCAGACAUUGCCUGGAUGACAAAUGACUCUUUGGUUGAUAAGUCAAGCUAUGUUACCCAGCAAAGUCCAGGAUCUCAUGGCCUCCACAAUGCCCUGAGCACCUUAACUCUGACUCCGAGGGACACUGAGGUUUUGACUUGUUUAGCUGACAUAGAAGCACUCCCCAGCCCUCAGAAUGCAACUGUAACUCUUAUUUUUGACAACUCUGCCUCGGAAAAUUAUUACAGUGAAGACAACAGGAGCACGUGGGUUGUUGUACUUGCAGUUGUGCUUUCAUUUCUUGGCAUUGUCCUCCUGGUCGUUAUUAUUGUGGUUGCUGUGCGCUGCUGCCUGAAGAGGAGAGGGUCUACUUAUCAAAAUGAAAUAAGAAAAGUUUCAGCUGAGAAGAAAAAAGAUGGUGAUUUGGAAAACAGGCAGGGGAGUGGCAGUGAAAAUCUGGGAUACAUUCCAGAGGAAUUGUGGAACACAGAGCAAAGCCCAGGACUUUCCUCUUUCCCCCCAGUGUUUUCCAAGUUUGCUGGCCCUGAUGACAAUUUGCACAUCAGUUCUGUACCAAAGGUGCGACCUCAAAGGCGUCCUGAUUAUCUGAUCAGCCCAAAGAAAAUCAGGAAUGUGACACUCGUGUAGGAUGUACUUCUCCAAGAAGUUGCUUUUUUACGUGUUUGGAUGCCUUCAUGCAAUGGAAAAAAAGUUAAAACCAGUUCUCUCAGUUUAACUUAUAAGUUAUUUUCUUUCUUUUAUUUUUUUUUCCUCAUGCAAUGAAAUAAAAUUGCAACCUUUAUAAUGCAGCAUGUGAUAUCACAGCAAAAUAAUGGACAAAAAUGACAUCAGUAGACUGCCCUAAUUUCCAAGACAAUGAAUUUGAUGGGACUGUGGAAGAAGAAUCCAUGUCUUGGGUCCCAAGGAAAUCAGCAAAACUGUCAGACAGGAAUGUUAUGUUACAGCAAGAUCAAGGACUGGAAAUGCAAGAUAUUUAUUAUUUCAGAAAAACUGGUUAAUAAUAAUAAUGGUUAAUACAAUAUCUAUGCUUUAAAACACAUUUUAUGUACAGCUGAUCAUCUUGAGCUUUCAGAUCAACAACAUUUUUCCAUUCCUAUUCUGUAAUAAAAUCAAGGGAAGUUUUCAUGGGGGCUGCUUCAAAAUUUCUAACAAAACUAUCUUUGGAUCAGAAAUGACAUUUCUCCAUUUCAAUACAUUAUUUUAUAAGAAGUAUUUGCCUUAAAAUUCCAUUUCAAAAUAAAACCCAAUCACCCGUGUGCCAAAAAAAUCCUUUUUUAAGAAAAUUGAAAUUCAAAUAUCUUAAGUUGAAAAAUGUAGAUUUGAAACUCUUGACUUUGAAGAGUUGUUGCUUGAAUGUUUUAUGUCUCUGUUCUACUUAUGGGAGGGGUUGUGUCACUGCAAUGGUGGCUUCUGCAAUUCAAUUUGCACAGUGUUUUUUCCUCAGGGAUACAGUUGAUAAUGACCAUGGGAAAUGCAC
Molecule: messenger RNA, 2345 nt
Organism: Pyrgilauda ruficollis (rufous-necked snowfinch)
Lineage: Eukaryota; Metazoa; Chordata; Aves; Passeriformes; Passeridae
Gene: IGSF5
Product: immunoglobulin superfamily member 5
Exons: 9
Coding region: 395-1495 (366 amino acids)
Biological process (GO): cell-cell adhesion
Source: RefSeq, a predicted model, not a curated record